AUGCUGUUCACUUUUGAUCGUUUCAUUGACGAUCUGCGUCUUGAGCCCCCGUCAGAACCCCCGCCGGAAGUUGUGAAAUUUUUGGGAGAGGCUGAUUUGCCACCCCCGGACUCCCUGCUGGGAACGAGAAUAUCUCUAAAUACCUCGGCAACCGUCGGCCAAUACCUCCAUAUUCUGGGGAAUACCACCAAAAAUGCGACGUCCUUUUGCGUGAGGCUAGCUGAAGAUUAUGACGAUGACGAGAAUAUUGCUUGCAACGUUUGUGCGUAUUUUGGAGCAGACCCGAGAAUCGAGUACGGGGCAUAUCGAGAUGGGAAGCGCCUGUUUAGCGGCAAGGGUUUUAACCCGUUUACGUCAGGCGAACAGUUUGACCUCCGCGUCCGCUUCCUCCAAGAAUACGUCCAAAUUUUUGCGCAACGUGGAGAAAUCGGCAUUUUUGGCAAGCUGCCUGAGGUGCAUGAGGCAAAAAGUCUAAAAGUGAUUGGCGAUGUCACAAAUCUGCUGCUGAUGCAAGUUGAGGGCGGCAGUUAUACGACGCCUUUCUAUCAGCGAAUCAAUUUCGAUUCCGGGCUGCGAAUCGAUAUGGUGUUGAAGCCGGUGCCGGAAGUGGACCCCUCCCUCUGGAAAUCACUCAUCGAAGGCCAACCAAUCGAAAAUUCCACAUCCAUCCGUUUAUGGGCGCAGUACUAUGGGUGUAUACUUGUAUUCGCCGGUACAUGGAGGAUACUACCACCCGUCACCAAGUCACUCCGUCACAAGCCCCACGGCUCACUUUUACUCGCCGGCCUCAUAUUCCUACCUGCUGGUCACGGCCUAAACCCUGAUCCAAAUAACGUUGUCGACCCGAAGCUGAUCCCGAAACCAAAACGAAUCGAAAUCAUGUUCUAUUCGUAUGGCCCGGACCUAAAGACCGGCGAUUGGGGCUUGACGCCGAAUUUCCGGAUAUCAUUUCAAUUCGACAAGAACGUGACGGUCCUUGAUUAUCCAACCGAAUUCUUCGGGUCGCUGGGUGAGGAGCGCGCCGAUUUUGUGCCGAUGGACGAUUGGAGACUGUUUGAUUUGGUGAUAAGAUGCGUCAACGGCCGACUCCGCAUCUAUGUCAACAAUUAUGAAUUUGCCAAUUAUGAGCUCGGCCGGUCGAUCGAGGGCACCGAUCAUAUUGGAGUCACCGGCGAUGUGGAGGUUCUCGGCUUCACGGGCAACACCUUGCCAGACCCAGACCCGCUUCUCGGAACGAGAAUUUCCCUAAAUAACUCGGCAACCGUCGGACAGUACCUGCAUACCCUGGGGAAUACCACCGAAAAUGCGACAUCAUUUUGCGUGACACUGUCCGAGGACUUUGACAAUGAAGAAAAUUAUGCUUGCGAAGUAUGCGCUUAUUUUGGAGCCGAACCGAAAAUCGAGUACGCCGCAUAUAAUUAUGGGAAGCGAAUUUUUAAAGGAACGGGUUUGAAUCCGUUUACGCCAGGCGAACAAUUUGACCUCCGCAUCCGCUUCCUCCAAGACUACGUACAAAUUUUCGCAGAACGAGGAGAAAUCGGCAUCUUUGGAAAGCUACAAGAGGUACAUGAGGCAAAAAGUCUAAAAAUCAUUGGCGACGUCACAAAUCUGUUGCUGAUGCAAGUAGAGGGUGGCAGCUACACGAUGCCGUUUUACCAGCCGAUAAAGCCUAAAGUUGGAUUGCGAUUGGAUAUGGUGUUGAAGCCCGUGCCGGAAAUGGACCCCUCGCUAUGGGAAGCGCUGAUCGAAGGUCAACCUCUUGAAAACGCGACGAACAGCUCGAUUCGCGUGAAGCGCAAAGGCGACCCGAAGCUGAUCCCGAAACCCAAGCGAAUCGAAAUCACCCUCUACUCCUUCGGUCCGGACCCCGAGAAGGACUACCAUUGGGGCCUGGCGCGAACGUUCCGGCUCUCGUUUCAAUUCGACAAAAACAUGACGGCAAUGAAUCGGUAUUCCCCGCUGAGGAUCUUCAAUGACGUGAAGCAAGCCGAUUUUGUGCCCAUGGAUGAUUGGAGACUGUUCGAUUUAUCGAUUCAAGCGGCAUCCGACCGGCUUCGCAUCUACGUCAACAAUUAUGAAUUUGCCAACUAUGAAUUGGACGCGGUUCGUGCAGGGAUCGAUCAUAUUGGAAUCAACGGGGAUGUUGAGGUGCUCGGGUUCGAGGGGAACAGUCUAAACGGCCCGCCGGGCAUCUUGGACCCGAUGGCUGUCUUAUACCGUCUUGCCAAUAAU
Mesorhabditis spiculigera is the source of this 2232-nucleotide messenger RNA. NCBI's taxonomy places the organism in Eukaryota, Metazoa, Nematoda, Chromadorea, Rhabditida, Rhabditidae. The record is from the annotation of a GenBank genome assembly.